AUGCGCUCGUACAAGACACUCCAAGCGACUGUCUUGCUUUUCGCCUGUCUAAUUAUUCAGAUCAAAGCAUAUGCUAUUAGACCAACUCCAACCCCAAGCACGGAUGGCUAUAUAUUGAAACAUGGCACUGCAUUGGCAAAACCCACAGAUCCACCACAAUUAGGGCAUCGAGCAGGUUCAAAACGUGAUCUUGACGAUACUUUGAGCCUCUAUCAAAAUUGGGCCAAAGUGUGUAAUUCCAAUAACGAUAAGGAAAUCAAUGAUAAGCUUCAGGAUAUACGUAUGCGAGGUGUUGAUGAUCCCGAGGUCCGCAAACUUUGGCAAACCGUAACAUCUACAGUAUACUGCGGUAAUGGACAUGUAAAGACAGUUACUACAACGAUCACAACCUCAGCAAAACCUUCGGCCACCGCUGUACCAAGCGGAAAUGGAUCCUUUACUUGUGACGAUACAUGCUGGAGUGAUUAUUUAUGGCAUACCUAUGGAUAUGGUGUCAGCGCUGCCCAAGGCUUUACUGGAACUGUAUUGAUGUUGCUUGGUAUAUAUUUCUUACUUUUUGGCUAUCGCUUCUUCCGCUCCACACUAGGAUUAGUUGGCUUUGUUUUCUUUGCCGCCAUGACUUGGAUCGGCCUGGUUAAUAAUGAGCCUCCUUUUGGCUAUACGCAUAACGAAAUUGUAUACGUCUGUGUCCCAGUAGGCCUUGGUAUCGUUGGUGCUAUUCUGUUUAUCUUUGUCUACCCAAUAGCAAUCUACUUUGUCGGUGGGCUUGGAGGGUAUUUCCUUGCAGUAUUCAUCCUUAGCUGGAAAUCAUCUCUCGUUAUUCAAAUUGAAGUAGCACGCAUUUGCUUUAUUGUUGGCCUUGGUGUGGUCAUGGCUAUUCUGGUAUUCAUGAUAGAGAGUUACACCAUCAUUUUCUGUACAGCGUUUAUAGGUGGUUACCUUUUAAUGCUUGGUCUCGACCUCUUUAUACACACUGGAUUUGUCAACUCCUGGCUGCUCAUAUUCGACGGAAAUUCCCACCACAACAAUGCCUAUAUCAUGAAGGUUCCUCUAUAUGUUAUGUUAUCCUUUAUCAUCGUGUUUACGUUGAUCUCCAUUGGCUGGCAGUAUUACUGGAAUAUCAUGAAACUACAGCGGUACUUUGGUAUCAAUGUUGUCCCGGCAAAAGAAAAAGUGGUUAUAGUUGAAGAAAAAAGCUAA
Messenger RNA from Phycomyces blakesleeanus NRRL 1555(-), 1200 nucleotides. RefSeq lists its product as hypothetical. The transcript is spliced from 5 exons. Gene Ontology annotation, cellular component: plasma membrane. The coding region runs from base 1 to 1200 and encodes 399 amino acids. The record is from RefSeq and is a predicted model, not a curated record. Lineage: Eukaryota; Fungi; Mucoromycota; Mucoromycetes; Mucorales; Phycomycetaceae.